This is a messenger RNA of Dermacentor andersoni, 3673 nucleotides long. NCBI's taxonomy places the organism in Eukaryota, Metazoa, Arthropoda, Arachnida, Ixodida, Ixodidae. The record is from RefSeq and is a predicted model, not a curated record.
UGUUCGUGUUGAGAAAUCACGCGUACCUGAUCUUCGGUCACUCAUGGCGGAAUGCCAGACAAUUUUGGCCCAUGGACAGAGACUUUCUGCAAAACAAUAGAAACGACUGGAUCAAGACUAGACGGACAGUCUUGAAAUGGGAAGACAUUAAGAUGCGAAUGGAGAGGUGCACCAGCGACGAUGUUUCUAUGGUGUGAGCGACAUUCCCCAACAGCGUGCAUUUAUUCCUGAGUGUUGUGACUGAGGAGAAACACCAGAAACGUAGUAAGCUCUUGGUUCCAUUUGAAGAAAGUGUCAAGCGGGUGCGUCACAACGAUGACAGUGACAUUGCCGGUGAAAUUACAGAUGAUAGUGAAACGGAUGAGUUAAGUGACAAUGGAGAACAACAAGAGGAUCAAAUGCAAUGUGUAAGGUUUCAAGUGGUAACGGAGGAAGAAAAACGAAACAGCAGCAGCAACAUUGGCGCAGUAAAGCAUGAAGAAGAAAUCAUGAGCGACGCCAUGAGCAGCGGUAGCAGCAUCAGCUGCGGUAGCGGUGGUGUGAUAAUAGAAGAGCCUCAAGAGCACCUGCAGCGCCUUCGGAGCCAGGAACUGCGGAACGAGCAGCAACGUGUCCAAUUUACUGUAAUUGACACUAUUUUUCAUGAUGUUAAUGUUGAACAUGAUUGUGCUAUGUUAAUGAAUAGUAUAGAUAUACAAGAUGUCAUUGUAAUUAGUGACGAAGAGGAUAACUAGGCAUGUGUGUAUAUAGUCAAUAAAUAAAAAUUCAGUAUACACUCGGCUACGGUAGCGGUGGUGUGAUAAUAGAAGAGCCUCAAGAGCACCUGCAGCGCCUUCGGAGCCAGGAACUGCGGAACGAGCAGCAACGUGUCCAAUUUACGGAGGAUGAGGAUUACCUGUCGGUUACUGCCGAAGAUCUCCACCUGGACGAUUUUGUAAACGACGACACUAUUUUCGAAAUAGUGAACAUGAACAUACAAGACUUAACGGCUAUAGUCUUGCGUGAAUUUACAAACGAGGACUUUGCAGUAUGCGAAGUGAAUGCACAGGACCAGAUCCUGGAAACAAAGAACGUAACGGUGCGACCGUCUAACCGGCACAGGAGACGACAGCCAAAUUCCAAUUGUAGUGAAUACGGUGCCAUGCGAAAGUCUAAACGUAGGCGAAAGCCCAGCUCCAAGUAUGGUAUAGAGUAUGAUACACAAACUCGACGAAAAUCGAAAAAGAAGGCAUUAGACUUGAAAAAGAUGAGUCUGGAAGAGUUUCAGAAUUUUUUGCGAAGCGAUUCUACAUUGGAGGAUAGCUCAAAUGAUGAAAGUACAACAAUGCCGUUAGAAGAUCACUGCUAUAGCCGCAGCAUCGCGUAAAAAAAAAUUAAAGUUGUUCAUUCCAUCAUAGCAGCUAUAUAUAUAUACGAAUUGUAUAUAUAUAUAUGUUAUAAAUUCCAUCACAACGGCUACAUGAGAAUUGUUAAUAAAAAAAAAUUAUACAUUCCAAGGCAUUAGACUUGAAAAAAAAAGAUGAGUCUGGAAGAGUUUCAGAAUUUUUUUUGCGAAGCGAUUCUACAUUGGAGGAUAGCUCAAAUGAUGAAAGUACAACAACGCCGUUGGAAGAUGUAAAAAAAAAAUUAAAGUUGUUCAUUCCAUCAUAGCAGCUACAUAUAUACGAAUUGUAUGUAUAUAUAUAUAUUGUAAAUUCCAUCACAACGGCUACAUGAGAAUUGUGAAUAAAAAAAAUUAUAUAUUCCACCACUAUGUGUGCAUGUGUGCUCAACUCGGUCGUCCGUUUUUUUUUUUCAACAAAAGUCUCGGGUGCAAUCUUUAUUCCCUCUUCGUGUAAUGUAGCAGCAGGAUCUUUAUUCCAAAGACUUGGACUCGGGGUGGUGCAGUAGGAUCUUUAUUUUUUUGUCACAGACGCAGUCACAUGCGCAAUCAAGAUUCAGGUGCAAUGUAAUAGACGUUUGUCACAGAUGCAGUCACAGGCGCGGUCAAGAUUCAGGUGCAAUGUAAUAGACGUAUGGAUUGGCGUCGCGUACGAGUAACUUGUAUGUAGCGGGAUCGUACUGUAAAGAUGACUUGAUCAAGCGACCACCGACGUGCUUGCGAGUUGCAAUCCGAACCAUAUCCCAGGUGCUCUCUUUAUGUCUCAGCCUGGAAUAGUACGGGGACGCGAGUAAUGCUUUGGUGACGUGCUCGUUCUUACGCUCAUAAGGACGCGCAUUAGCCUCGUUCCGCACGCUGGUCGUAGUACACGCAUCCGUCAUACACCAGCGAACCAACAACAACAACAACAAAGGAAACAGUUCCUACAAGAGACAGAGAAUAGAUUUCGUGUUCUGGGAAGGAAAAGGUAUGGAAUGUAACGACGACUUCAAGGCUUCAUUUGAACGUUCCAUCUGUCUGCCCAUGACUUGUCCUCCUGACCAAUCACAUGCCACCGUAAUUCUAGACAUGAAUGACCCGGGCCGCAUGCUAUUCGAUCGUCGGAUACGAUACAGUGUGGAUACGCAUCCUCCGUCAAGCACUACCACCAGUACCGCUGCUACAGCACCAACAACGACGACGUCGACUACAACGCCGGCGUGGUGGACGUCCACUAGAAGUCUACUGGGAGGCAGAUUCACACCGAGCGAGAUGGUCGCGAUCAGCAAAGUGUUCACCACAGAGAGAAUAGGCGGCUGCAAACAAUACGACGGGGCCAGAGCGGUGGUAUACGCGUAUAUGUCCACGCAUCACAGCAUGCACGUGUUUGAGGCUAUUACCGUUACAUAUAUGACUGAUGUUCCCACACGACGGUGUUACUCGUCGUACAGAGAUCUGGUCAACGACCGCAUGGGCUGGGCCGCUUCCAUGCACAGACGCCCCACCAACGAGUGGACGCGAAGAGACGUCCUUCGCAUCGUGACAGACACCGCCGCGUGUGUGUUAUCGGGCGGCAUCGAUUUGAAGGCCCCGAUUCAAUCGGUGACACCAGUGACUUUCGAGACACUAGCGUAUCUAAAGAUCCUAACGAAUGAAAGACCCAUCACGGUAGGUGAACGAGCAUGCACUAUGGGACUUCAUGCUUUUGUGGAACACCACUACGAGAAGAAUAUGGACGCGCGACGCGUGGACGGUCUGGCCCAAGUUCUAGCUCGCAACGUGAUCAACGGUGCUGCCGUGAUACAAGCCGUGUUGAACGACGAUCCCAAUGAGGACAAAACAGCCCGGUGGUGCAAAAUCAGAGACAGAAUAGGCGUUGACAACAUGGACGAUUUGUUGGAGAGAUUGGGCGUUAUGCUUUUUUGCAGCGUAACACCAACCUAUAGAGCAACCACAAAUUGCAGUAUAAUCGUGUAAAUAAAGAAUUAUUAUUAUUGCAAUCGGAGUGUGAUUGUCAUAUAUAUAUAGACGUUCGUUGUGUAACGGCAAUGGAUGUCGUUCAGCCGCUUAUUAUUCGCGUAUCCUCCAUAUGCAACAGUGUAUAACGCCGCUGUAUUGGAAUCGUGUUAAAAAAAAAAUGACAGUGUGGACAAGCAGAAACAUGUCUAGGCAUACAUACUUUUUUUUAUUUGUUUUUCAAAUGUUCGUUCGUAUCAUCGUCUACUUUACACACACACACACACACACACACACACACACACACACACACACUUACUGAUAAUUCUUGGCACUGCGUGGUUUUUUUUAAUGUUU